This is a messenger RNA of Talaromyces proteolyticus, 486 nucleotides long. Its product is annotated as 40S ribosomal protein S11. The transcript has 3 exons. The record is from RefSeq and is a predicted model, not a curated record. The coding region runs from base 1 to 486 and encodes 161 amino acids. NCBI's taxonomy places the organism in Eukaryota, Fungi, Ascomycota, Eurotiomycetes, Eurotiales, Trichocomaceae. Gene Ontology annotation, biological process: translation. Gene Ontology annotation, cellular component: cytosolic small ribosomal subunit; ribosome. Gene Ontology annotation, molecular function: structural constituent of ribosome.
AUGGCGACCGAGUUGACCGUCCAGUCGGAGCGCGCCUUCCAGAAGCAGCCUCACAUCUUCCUCAACUCCAAGUCUAAGGCCAAGUCCAAGAGAGUCGGAAAGGGUGGCCGAAGAUGGUACAAGGACGUUGGUCUGGGAUUCCGUACCCCCAAGACCGCCAUUGAGGGCAGCUACAUCGACAAGAAGUGCCCCUUCACCGGUCUCGUCUCCAUCCGUGGCCGUAUCUUGACCGGCACCGUUGUGUCCACCAAGAUGCACCGUACCCUCAUCAUCCGCCGUGAAUACCUUCACUACGUCCCCAAGUACGACCGUUACGAGAAGCGCCACAAGAACCUGGCUGCUCACGUCUCGCCAGCCUUCCGUGUUGAAGAAGGUGACCAGGUGACCGUCGGCCAGUGCCGUCCUCUGUCCAAGACUGUCCGCUUCAACGUUCUCCGUGUCCUCCCCCGCACCGGCAAGGCCGUCAAGUCCUUCUCCAAAUUCUAA